AUGGGUCUCCAUCCACGAUUUUGGUGGGACGAGGCCGAGGAGUCUCAAACCACCCAGGAUGGUGCAGAGGAGCAGGAGUCCCAGAAGCAAUCGGAGCCCGAGGCGGCUGUGGAGGAGGACAACUUGACGCCCGUCCUGAAGCUGAUGUCAGCCGGGAAGUUCGAGGAUGCCACGAGAGAGCUCAUGAAGAUGCUCAAGGAUGCGCCUGAGGACCCGGUGGUCCUCCACAACUUGGGGGUGGCCUUCACUGAGGAAGGCAAGUUCCAGGACGCGGAGGAAAAGUUUCUGCAGGCCUGGGAGAGUCAGAAGAAGGCGGACAAGGUGAACUAUGCCACCAUGUUCGGCUUGGCCACAGUACUCACCGAGCAAGGUGAGACUGGGAAGUUGAUGCAAGCAGAGGCCUUGUUCCACGACUUUCUGGAGAUGGCCAUUUCCAAGGAGGAGAAGGCGAUUCCUGAGACCUACCGUGGCUUCGUUGGUCUGGCGGACAACCUCGAGCGCCAGAAGUGCCCGCUCUCAGAACGGUUGCCGCCGGCUCGCUGGGCCGGGUGUCCGCUCGCGAGGCGCUGGGCGGAGGCCUCCCAGGCCUGGCAGAACGCCGUGGACAUGGCCGAGCCCAUGCCCGCGGCUCAGCCCAGCCCACUCGGACUCGGCCCACGCCGAUAG
Effrenium voratum is the source of this 666-nucleotide messenger RNA. NCBI's taxonomy places the organism in Eukaryota, Dinophyceae, Suessiales, Symbiodiniaceae. The record is from the annotation of a GenBank genome assembly.